Patella vulgata (common limpet) is the source of this 3303-nucleotide messenger RNA. Its product is annotated as mucin-1-like. The record is from RefSeq and is a predicted model, not a curated record. The coding region runs from base 1 to 3303 and encodes 1100 amino acids. Lineage: Eukaryota; Metazoa; Mollusca; Gastropoda; Patellidae. The transcript is spliced from 2 exons.
AUGGCUGAGAUCCCCGAAGCAACUUCUACAACUGCAGCACCCGGCACAACUGUGGCACCCGGCACGACUGCAGCACCCGUCACAACCGCGUCACCCGGCACAACUGCAGCGCCCGGCACAACUGCAGCACCCACGACAACUGUAGAACCCGGCACAACUGCAGCACCCGACACAACUGUAGCAACCGGCACAACUGCGGCACCCAUGACAACUGCAGCACCCGACACAACUGCAGCACCCGCGACAACUGCAGCACCCGGCACAACUGUGGCACCCGGCACGACUGCAGCACCCGUCACAACCGCGUCACCCGGCACAACUGCAGCGCCCGGCACAACUGCAGCACCCACGACAACUGUAGAACCCGGCACAACUGCAGCACCCGACACAACUGUAGCAACCGGCACAACUGCGGCACCCAUGACAACUGCAGCACCCGACACAACUGCAGCACCCGCGACAACUGCAGCACCCGGCACAACUGUGGCACCCGGCACGACUGCAGCACCCGUCACAACCGCGUCACCCGGCACAACUGCAGCGCCCGGCACAACUGCAGCACCCACGACAACUGUAGAACCCGGCACAACUGCAGCACCCGACACAACUGUAGCAACCGGCACAACUGCGGCACCCAUGACAACUGCAGCACCCGACACAACUGCAGCACCCGCGACAACUGUCGCAACCGGCACAACUGCAGCAACAGCGACAACUGUGGCACCCGGCACAACUGCAGCACCCGCGACAACUGCAGCACCCGGCACAACUGUGGCACCCGGCACGACUGCAGCACCCGUCACAACUGCGGCACCCAUGACAACUGCAGCACCCGACACAACUGCAGCACCCGCGACAACUGCAGCACCCGGCACAACUGUGGCACCCGGCACGACUGCAGCACCCGUCACAACCGCGUCACCCGGCACAACUGCAGCGCCCGGCACAACUGCAGCACCCACGACAACUGUAGAACCCGGCACAACUGCAGCACCCGACACAACUGUAGCAACCGGCACAACUGCGGCACCCAUGACAACUGCAGCACCCGACACAACUGCAGCACCCGCGACAACUGCAGCACCCGGCACAACUGUGGCACCCGACACAACUGUAGCAACCGGCACAACUGCGGCACCCAUGACAACUGCAGCACCCGACACAACUGCAGCACCCGCGACAACUGCAGCACCCCCGACAACUGUAGCCCCCGCGACAACUGCAGCACCCGCGACAACUGUAGCACCCGCGACAACUGCAGCACCCGCGACAACUGUAGCACCCGCGACAACUGUAGCACCCGGCACAACUGUAGCACCCGACACAACUGUAGCAACCGGCACAACUGCGGCACCCAUGACAACUGCAGCACCCGACACAACUGCAGCACCCGCGACAACUGUCGCAACCGGCACAACUGCAGCAACAGCGACAACUGUGGCACCCGGCACGACUGCAGCACCCGUCACAACCGCGUCACCCGGCACAACUGCAGCACCCACGACAACUGUAGAACCCGGCACAACUGCAGCACCCGACACAACUGUAGCAACCGGCACAACUGCGGCACCCAUGACAACUGCAGCACCCGACACAACUGCAGCACCCGCGACAACUGUAGCACCGGGCACAACUGCAGCUGAAGACGGGGACAACGAUAGCAGCGGGAGCGGGGUUAGUGGCGAUAGCAACGGGGGCGGCGAUAGUGACGAUAGCAACGGGAGCGGCGAUAAUGGUGAUAGCAACGAGAGCGACGAUAGUGGCGAUAGCAAUGGGAGCGACGAUAGUGGCGUUAGCUACGGAAGCAGCGACAGUGGCGAUAGCAAUGGGGGCGACGAUAGUGGCGAUAGCAACGGGAGCGACGAUAGUGGCGAUAGCAAUGGGGGCGACGAUAGUGGCGAUAGCAACGGGAGCAGCGAUAGUGGCGAUAGCAACGGGGGCGGUGAGAGUGGCGAUAGCAACGGCAGCGGCGAUAGUGGCGAUAGCAACGGGAAUGACGAUAGUGGCGAUACCAACGGGAGUGGUGAUAGCAACGGGAGCGGCGAUAGCAGCGGGAGCGGUGAUAGCAACGGGAGCGACGAUAGUGGCGAUAGCAAUGGGAGCGACGAUAGUGGCGAUAGCAACGGGAGCGGCGAUAGCAACGGGAGCGACAAUAGUGGCGAUAGCAAUGGGAGCGACGAUAGUGGCGAUAGCAACGGGAGCAGCGAUAGUGGCGAUAGCAACGGGGGCGGUGAGAGUGGCGAUAGCAACGGGAGCGACGGGAAUGACGAUAGUGGCGAUAGCAACGGGAGUGGUGAUAGCAACGGGAGCGGCGAUAGCAGCGGGAGCGGCGAUAGCAACGGGGGUGACGAUAGUGGCGAUAGCAAUGGGAGCGACGAUAGUGGCGAUAGCAACGGGGGCGGUGAGAGUGGCGAUAGCAACGGGAGCGGCGAUAGUGGCGAUAGCAACGGGGGCGGUGAUAGUGGCGAUAGCCAUGGGAGCGGCGAUAGUGGCGAUAGCAACGGGAAUGACGAUAGUGGCGAUAGCAACGGGAGUGGUGAUAGCAACGGGAGCGGCGAUAGUGGCGAUAGUGGCGAUAGCAACGGGGGCGGUGAUAGUGACGAUAGUAACGGGAGCGGCGAUAGUGGCGAUAGCAACGGGAGCGGCGAUAGUGGCGAUAGCAACGGGAGCGGCGAUAGUGGCGAUAGCAACGGGAAUGACGAUAGUGGCGAUAGCAACGGGAGUGGUGAUAGCAACGGGAGUGGCGAUAGCAAUGGGAGCGACGAUAGUGGCGAUAGCAGUGGGAGUGACGAUAGUGGCGAUAGCAACGGGAGCAGCGAUAGUGGCGAUAGCAACGGGAGCAGCGAUAGUGGCGAUAGCAAUGGGAGCGGCGAUAGUGGCGAUAGCAACGGGAGCGGCGAUAGCAACGGGAAUGACGAUAGUGGUGAUAGCAACGGGAGCGGCGAUAGUGGCGAUAGCAAUGGGAGCGACGAUAGUGGCGAUAGCAAUGGGGGCGACGAUAGUGGCGAUAGCAACGGGAGCAGCGAUAGUGGUGAUAGCAACGGGGGCGGUGAGAGUGGCGAUAGCAACGGGAGCGGCGAUAGUGGUGAUAGCAACGGGAGUGGCGAUAGCAACGAGAGCGACGAUAUUGGCGAUAGCAACAAUGACAACGAUAGCAACGGGAGCAGCGAUAGUGGCAAUAACGACGAUAGCAACGACAACAAUAGCAACGGGAGUGUGGACGAUAGCAACAAGAGCGACGAUAGUGGCGAUAGCAACGAAAACAAUGAUAGCAACGGUGGCAACAAGAGUGACGAUGACUAG